Molecule: messenger RNA, 2394 nt
Organism: Varanus komodoensis (Komodo dragon)
Lineage: Eukaryota; Metazoa; Chordata; Lepidosauria; Squamata; Varanidae
Gene: PDGFA
Product: platelet derived growth factor subunit A
Exons: 6
Coding region: 95-694 (199 amino acids)
Biological process (GO): positive regulation of ERK1 and ERK2 cascade; positive regulation of cell population proliferation; positive regulation of cell migration
Cellular component (GO): membrane
Molecular function (GO): growth factor activity; platelet-derived growth factor receptor binding
Source: RefSeq, a predicted model, not a curated record
UGGUUCCUCUCCCGGCCCAAGGAGGCGGGCUGGUUCUGCUCCUCCUCCGCAGCCGCGCCGAGUUGUGCGCCCGGCGGCCGUGCCUGAGACCGCGAUGAGGACGCGCGCCGGGCUGUGGCUGCUCACAGGCGCUUGCUGGCUGGCCCUGGUGCUGGCGGAGGAAGCGGAGGUUCCCCAAGAGGUGAUCGAGAGACUGGCUCACAGCGAGAUUCACAGCAUCCGUGACUUGCAGCGCCUCCUGGAGAUUGACUCCGUAGGAUAUGAUGAUGCUUCGGAGACAAACUUGAUAUCACACAGUGUUCGCUCUGCCAAACACGUGCAAGAAAAUCGCCCGAGACCCAUUCGUAGGAAAAGGAGUGUUGAGGAAGCCGUUCCUGCCGUUUGCAAGACACGGACCGUCAUCUAUGAGAUUCCGCGGAGUCAGAUCGAUCCAACGUCGGCCAACUUUCUGAUAUGGCCCCCCUGCGUGGAGGUGAAACGGUGCACCGGCUGCUGCAACACCAGCAGUGUGAAGUGCCAGCCGUCACGGAUACACCACAGAAAUGUCAAGGUGGCAAAAGUGGAAUAUGUUAGAAAAAAGCCAAAAUUAAAAGAAGUCCUGGUGAAGCUAGAAGAGCACAUUGAAUGCACCUGUACAUCGUCGAAUUCUAAUUCUAAUUCAGAUUUUCGAGAAGAAGAAGCUGAUGUAAGGUGAAAAUAAGCUAGAAAAUAUUUCUCUCUGGGACAUGGAUGUACAUUGUUUGUUACAUUCCUGAACCUACUGUGUAUGGUGCUUUAUUGACUGUAUUCUUCAUUCAUUCUCCUACGUGGGGGGAAAAAAAACUGGCUCAAAGAGAGAAAGAGAGAGAGAGAGAAACAGUCUUCAUGAGAACAAAAGAGACAAUGUACAUUUGUUUAAUAUGACAUCAAAGCAAGUAUUGUAGCACUCAAUGAAACAAUACAAAGUUUCCCUGUUCUAAAAAGAAAACGAAAAAAGAAAAGACGGCAUGAAAGGAGGAUACCAAGAGCAACGUGACGAAAACAAGAAAAAGAACACUAAGUUAAGACCAGAUUUCCUCUUAGAAGAGCAGUCAACGGUGCUUUCUUCUGUUUGUUUUUGUCAAGAAACCUGCUUGCAUUCUUGAUGAAGAUGGAUGGACACUCAUGGAGUUUCGGCACCCACACAAAAAGAGCAGGAAUGUAUCAAAUACCACAGCAGAGAUUAUAGAAACAGUGUGAUUUUUGCUCAGUGGUGUUUUAAAGUCUAUAAAAAAAUCCUUCUGGGGCGCCUUAAGUGGAUGUUUUGUUUUGUUUUUGGUUUUUUUUUACACCAUAAAGUUAUUAUUAAGCUUUCUUUUUACUCUUUGCCUAGCCUUUUAUUAUCUCUUUGGACUACAUUUACCAAUAACCCAUAUAGAAGACCUGCUGUAGGGAGGAUGUGACGGAGCACAGAGACAAAUACGGAAUUUCUCCUAGUGGGAUGCAAACUAAUGAAAUGUAUUAAAAUAAAAAUGGUAUACCUAUGCAUAAUUUUCUAAAUGUUUCUUGGUUUAUGUUCCCCCCACCCAACCCCAUAUUCAUACCCAUUUUUUAAAACAGUGAUUUUCAAAGUCUUUCCAGGAGUUUCUGAGUAGGAAGAGCAGCAAUGAUGGAGAACCUUCACUGGAUGAUUAUGUGUCCGCCGUGCUGAUAAAUUCCCACGGCAAAGGUAGACAGAUCUCCAGGUGUUUGGACUUCAGCUCCCAGCAAUCUUAGCCAGUUUAACCAGCUGGCAAGGGGUUCUGGGAGUUGAAGUCUAAAACAUCUGGAAAUCCAGCUUCUUCUUGCCCUGCCCUACAGGGUAAUAACAAAGAGGUAGGGGAGAUCAGAAAGGCAUAUUGGGCACUUUCUAUUCUGUGCAUUGGGUUGGCAAAGAGGAUCCAGCCGCACUUUCUGUUGUUUUGGAGCGUGCCCCUUGCAUUACCCAGAAUUCCUUGCAACAUGCAGCCAUCCUAAGGAAAGGAAGGGGAUGGGAAGCUUGAAAGACACUGUUUUAAAAACAUCACAGAAGGCCACUGAUGUGCAUAAGCAAACCUAAGCUAUGUGCAAGCAGGAAAUAGCAUUUUUAAAGAGACUUACACUGGUUGCCCACGAGUGCUACCACGGUAGCAAUGGCUGUUCCACGUCAUAAAUAACCCCCUUUGGCAAUUUCACACCUUCAAGCUAUGUGAGAUGUAAAAACUCUUCUUGUUAUCGGUAUUGUAUGAUGUCACUGUGGCAUGGGGUAACCCUGCCAGAAAGCCUAAAAUUCUUUAUUUUUGGUAUUAAAAAAAAGUUAUGCUUUAUGUGUAUUCAACAAAAUAAGUGUUCUUCUUCUUUUUUUGUAAAGGUGACGUUUGUAUUUUUUAUCUAAAAUUAAUGGUUUUAUAUACCCAA